GCGGGGAGGGAGGGACGAGAGGCGCCGGAGUGCGAGCCGGAGCCCGGGCCGUCCGCUCCGCGACAUGGCGGCAGCCGCGCAGAAUUUUAGGUGUCACAGAGAGGAAUAAUCUUCAUCAGCCUGAUGGUCAUCAAGGAUCUGAACUCUGCUGGUUUUAUCUAGAUGGAUGAAAAGGUUAACAGCCCAGAGAGGUUUUCAAGAUGGCAGCAAGUAGUGGCGAAAGCCAGCUGCAGCGGAUUAUCAGGGACUUGCAAGAUGCUGUGACUGAAUUAAGUAAAGAAUUUAAAGAAGGAGGGGAACCAAUCACAGAUGACAGUGUCAACUUGCAGAAGUUCUCCUACAAGCUUGAGUACCUUCUACAGUUUGACCAGAAGGAAAAAACCACGUUGCUGGGGAACAGAAAAGACUACUGGGAUUAUUUCUGUGACUGUCUGGCAAAAGUCAAAGGAGCUAAUGAUGGAAUCCGCUUUGUCAAAUCUAUUACAGAGCUACGAACAUCUCUUGGAAAAGGAAGAGCAUUUCUUCGUUACUCCCUGGUUCACCAAAGGCUAGCAGACACCUUGCAGCAAUGUUUUAUGAACACCAAGGUGACCAGUGACUGGUACUAUGCAAGAAGCCCAUUUCUGAAUUCCAAAAUGAGUUCUGACAUUGUGGGUCAACUCUAUGAGCUCACUGACAUCCAGUUUGACUUGGCAUCAAGAGGCUAUGAUUUAGAUGCUGCUUGGCCAGCAUUUGCCAGGAGGACGCUGUCCUCACUUGGAUCUUCAGCAUACUUAUGGAAGCCUCCAAGUCGCAGUUCCAGCAUGAGCAGCUUAGUGAGCAAUUAUUUGCAGGCCCAAGAAUUUCCCUCCAGCCCUGAUGCAAAUAACUCACUACAUGUUGAACACCUUGAGGGCUUUGAAGAGAUGCGUGUAGAACUUGACCAGGCUGAGCUGAGGCAGAGGGAGCUUCAACAUCGUAUUCACCAGCUGGAAGUGGAAAACCAGGAGCUCCAGGCAGCUGUGAGCCUUCAGAAAGAACAAGUACAGGUAGAAAAGGAGAAGAGCAAUAACUGCAGUGAGGAGAACUCCCGGCUGACAAAGAUGAUCACAGAGUUACAGAAGCAGUGUGAGGUCUCGCACUCCACUCAAAGCACUGUUCAUGACCUGCAGAAGUGCCUCCAGUCACUGGAACUGAAUGCAGUGGAGCAGCAGAAGGAAUACUCAACAAAGCUGGAGCAGCUGGUGGCCAGCAAGGAAGACUGGGCCUCAAAACUGCAGGUGUUAAAUCAGGAGCUGGCGGCAUCCAGAGCUUUGGUUGCUAUGAAAGAUCUUUGCAUCGAUGAGCUCAAAGCCAAACUGAGUUCCACCGAACAAAAGAACCUUAACCUCCUUGCAAAGUUUGAUGCUGCCUUGGAGGAAAAGGGACAGCAAGCCACAGCCCACUGUGACUCUGCCCUACAGAUACAGGCACUGUUAGAGAAGCUUCAGGAGGUGGAAAAGGAAAAGACAGAUAUGCAAAGACUCAGUGAUGAACGUGCAUCUCAGCUGAAAGCAGCAAGGGAGGAGCUGCAGCUGAAGGAAGAGGCACAGAAGGAACUGGAAUCCAGAUACAAUCGCCUCACUGCUGACUCAAAAGAAGAGAGUGAAAAGCUGCUUGGGAGCCUGGAAACCAUGGCAAAGGAAAUGGAUGCACUUCAGAAAGCCCUGACUCUGAAAGAGAAGGAGAUGGCUGAGCUCCAGACCCAGGUAAUGGAGUCGCUGGCUCAGGUGGGGUCACUGGAAAAAAAUCUUGAGGAAACAAGGAAAGAAAAAGAGAAACUUGAGGAGGAGUAUAGUAGCAGGGAAGGAGCACUGAAGCAGGACACUCAGUUACAAGCAGAACGACUUGAACUACAGGAGGGUCGCUUAACAAAGGUGAGUCAGACUGUGCGUAGCCUUGAGGAGCAAAACCAGAAACUCUUGUCUGAGAAGGAACAUCUCAGCCAGAAGGUCAAGGAGCUGGAGGAGCAGAUGAAGCAGCAAAACUCUGCAGUGAGUGAAAUGGGUGAGGAAAGCAGGAAGUUGAAAGCAGAGAAUGCGAAUUUGCAGCAGUCCAAGAAGAAGAUGGAAGGGAAGCUGAAAAAUGUGGAAGCUUCUAAAGCUUCCUUGGAAGCUGAGGUGGCCAAGCUGAGAGCCUCUGAGAAACAGCUGCAGGGUGCGAUAGAUGAUGCCCUGGUGUCAGUUGAUGAAAAAGAGAAGAAGCUUCGUGCUGAGAACAGACAGUUGGAUGAAGACUUGCAGAAUGCCAGGAGGCAAAGCCAGAUUCUGGAGGAGAGAUUAGAGGCUCUGCACUCAGACUAUGAAGAACUAAAGCAAAGAGAAGAGACCACCAUGGAGUCCUAUGCCUCACUUGAAGGGCAGCUGAAGAGUGCCAAACAGCAUAGUUUACAAAUGGAAAAAAGCUUGGGCACCUUGAAGGAAAGCAAAGACUGUCUCCAGUCACAGCUCACGGAAAAGGAAGUAGAACUGCAAGGCAAGGAGAGUCAAUGUGAGCAGCUAAGAGCAGAAGCUGAAGGACAUAGAAAGAGAGCAGAGACUCUUGAGGUAGAAAAGCUCAGUGUUGAAAAGACAUGCCUUCAUCAGACAACACCCAUUGAAUCCCUCACAUCAGAAAAGGAAUCGCUGGAAAAACAGCAACUACAGAAGGCAACUUCUGUGGAGCAGGAGGCAAAAGAGUUGGCCUCCAGGCUCACUAUGAGUGAAGAGCAGUUGGAGAUCAGCCGAGGUGAAGGGUCCAGGCUGCAGGCAGAAGUCCUGGAUCUGCGAGUCAAGCUUCAGCAGGCCACUGAUGAGAGAGAGCAGAUGAGAGGUGAGCUGGCAAUCACAGAGACUGCCUUGAGUGAGCAGAAGGCACUUGUCCAGCAGCUGAAAGAGCAAAGUGAAUCACUCAACAGAAACCACGUGCAAGAACUGGUGCAAUGCAAAGAAAGAGAAGAAGUGUUGAAAAAGGAGCAGGAGACAGCAGCCCAUCAAAAAGCUGAGCUAGAAAACAAUUUGCUGAACCUGAAGGAAGAGCUGUGCAAAGUUAAGCAGUACUUGGAAGUUGCUAAAAUGGAAAAUGAUGAAAACAAAGAUCUCCUCCACAGGACCAACACGGAUAUGGCUGAGCUUGGUAUUCAGAUUUGUACCUUGACCUCUGAGAAGGUGGAAGCAGAAGAGCAGUUAGCCCAGGCUGUAGAAAUGCUGAAAGAACUGGAAGAACAGACAGCAGAGCAAGAGGAGAAGCUACAGCUUGAAAUCUCUAAUCUCAGACAGGAGAACAAAAGCCUGCAAGAGAAAUUAGAGGAGGCUCAAACGUGUGCCGCGGCUGUCCCAGGUCUGCAUUUGCAGCUGGAGACAGUAAGGAAGCAGGCACAGAGCUUCCAAGAGACCAGCCAAGAAGAGCUGUCUGCAAUAAAAUUUCAAAUGAGCACAGAGAUUCUAAAUUAUCAGACAAAAUUCAAGGCUGUCAGUGAAGAGUGUGGGAAAGUAAGAGAGCAACUUGAGGAGCAGAAGCGACAACAGCGUGCUGCAGAGGAGGAGAUUGCAGAGUUACAAGCUGCAAACACGAGGUUGACUAGAAAGCUGGAUGAAGCAAGAGAGCAGCUGUCUGAAUCAGAAUCUGCUCGGCUGCAGAAGGAAGAGGAGGUGGCAUCUCUGAGAGAGCACUUGGAAAGGAUCCAAAAAGAGGCCGAUGAAGCAAAAGAGAAGGUCCUGGAUUACAGUGAGAAGCUCAGCAAGGUGGCAGCAGACAAAGACAGCAGCGACCAGAAGUUAAUUGCUGAACUGGAUGACCUGACAAGAACAAAACAGUUCCUUGAAGAACGUUUGAUAGAACUUAUCAGAGAUAAGGAUGCUUUGUGGCAAAAAUCAGAUGCUCUGGAGUUCCAGCAGAAGCUUAGUGCAGAGCAAAGGUGGCAGGGAGACACAGAGGUUAAUCAUUGUCUGGACUGCCAGAGAGAGUUCUCAUGGAUGGUGCGCCGACACCACUGCAGAAUGUGUGGUCGCAUUUUCUGCUACUACUGCUGCAACAACUACAUGGUGACAAAGCCUGGUGGGAAGAAGGAGCGUUGCUGCAGAGCUUGCUUCAGUAGGCCUAGAGUCAUUGUGGACAGUCCAGAUGACUCUGGAUCCAGUGCCAACCAGGAAGGAUCUCCAGCAUCAUUGGAAUCCCCCGUGUCACCAUCUGAGAGGGCUUUUGUUGCAAGUGAAGCCUCUAAACCACUGGAUGAUGCAGCGUUUGAUAUAAUCACUGAUGAGGAGCUAUGUCAAGUACAAGAGUCAGACUCUCUCCACAGUGACAGUCAGAUGGAGGCAGAUUCUCUGGAUCAAAGUGUGACAGAUCUAAACAGCACGUGUAAUUCUUCGACCUUUGAUGAAUCAGAAGAGUGCCAAGUUGCUCAAGAUGCUGAGAUAUGCUUGUUGAAAUCAGGAGAAAUCAUGAUCAAAUUACCCCUUACAGUGGAAGAGAUCUUGAAUUUUGGAGAAAGCAACAGAGAGCUGUUCAUUAAAUCCAGCACCUACAGUAUCAUUCCCAUCAGUGUAACAGAGAUGGGGCUAACAAUUAGCUGGAUCUUUUCAUCAGACCCUAAAAGCAUAUCCUUCAGUGUUGUCUACCAAGAAUCAGAAGACACACCACUGGAGCAGUACAAAGUUCUUAUUCCUAUGACCCGCUGCAACUCUCACAAAGAAACCAUCAGAGGACAGGUGAAAGUCAGAAACCCUGGAAUCUACACACUGAUAUUUGACAACACAUUCUCUAGGUUUAUCUCAAAAAGAGUGUUUUAUCACUUGGCUGUCGAGCGACCUGUCAUCUAUGAUGGAAGUGAUUUUCCAUAGCCUUGCCUACACUGUGUUCUUUUUAAUGUGAUUUGUAAGAAAUGCUGUUAUUUAUGUACAUGUCACCAUGACAAUUACCACUGUGUUUGAAGACUUUGAAACUAUGCAAUAGGUAUCAUGCACUUAGAGAACAAGUAUACACUAAAGAAACUGAAGCCUUUGUAGGAACACUAAUGGUUCUGUACUGUGUACAGGUUGCUGAAAAGCCAUUGCUGUUUGAUUUAACAGGUCACCCAUAACCAAACCUGUUCUUUUUAUCAGUGGGGAGAAAAAUAAGUGUGGGGAUGUCUAAAUGCAGACUGAAAUUCUCUACUGCAAAUUGAGUUGCCCUUCUUCCAAAAAUAGCCUUCAAAAAGGAAAAUGAAAGGAAAAUGCAUGUUUCUGUGGACCUCUUCACUGAGGAGUAAACAAGUUCUGUUCUGCUCUGCUGCUCUUAGAGUCAGAACAACAGCUGUGCAGCACUUUGGUCUUCAAGGGCCUGUAUUGCAAUCCAGGUCGAAUUUUGUAUCUUUUCCAGGUUUUAUAAACAGCAAACAUAAGGGUUUUUUACAUUUUGGGCUAAGAUUUGGUAAAUCUUUUAACUGGCUUUUACAAAAGCUUUGGUACUGAAUACCAGUUACAAAACAGCACAACGUGCAACAGCAACUCCCUUGGCUUUCGCUCACUGUACUCUGUAAGCUGACCCACUGAAACCAACUCUUACAGCAAGUACCAGUGGCACAAUCAGGAGUAUCAUUUGUAGAAUAAAGUACUGCUCACUGUGUGAUACUGGGAAGAGGAGCAUUCCUCUUUCCUCCUUUAGCACCUUAGUCAUCAGCACUCACAGGAAAGCACAGUUCUGGAGGAGGUCAGCUCUCUCUCUCUGGAGCACAGGAAAAGUAGCAAUACUGUUUGAAUUGGUCUCAAAAUGUCCAUCCACAACUGUGUAUCCAGCCCUGAUGAGCUCUCCAGCUGGGGUUAGUGUGUCCUGUCCAUUUCCUCCUAACCCUUCCAGUUGCCCUAACCAUCUGCUAACUUUCCAUCUCAGAUUUGGGGACAGAGCUGGCUGUAACCAGUGCCUUGUAAGGAAGACCUGGGUUCUCAUUUGUGAAAUGUUCCCAUGCAAACCAUCUACUUCCUCUGUAGAGUUUGGUCAGAGUAUCUCAAAGUGAAUUCUCCUCUUUAAAAUUCCUGUCUUCUGAUGGAAAGGCAAAAUAUUUUGUCAGGAGAAAGGAAAGAAGAGAUUUAUGAGGAGAAAGGAGAGCCAGCCCUCCUCAUUCUCUUCUGGUCUGGUUUCUGAUGUUAUUGUUUUCCCAAGGAAAGCUCAGACCUGGAAGGUUUUAGCACAGCAGUUGGUAGUAGACCAGCUCAGCCUGCCAGGAACCCUGUAGACUCUUGGUGACAGCUGUAGAGAGAAAAUGAAGGGAAGGAAGGAAAAAGGGCAAGUACAAGCUGAAGCAAAUUAUUUAGGGGAGGGGAAAGAAAGCGCAGCGGCACACUUACAAAAACAAGGGCAGGGAACUGGAGGCAUCAGCACAACUAGGGAAGGAAGGUGGGAGAGUCUAAGUGUUGCUGGUCCAAUCCAUUACCUGUAAGGCAUCUCCUUUGGCAGCAAAAGGCUGGUUGUUUGAAAGGUGGAGAUCACAAGACAACUGUUGGAUAUUUGCAUAGCAGCAGCUGAUGUAGGGGGAAAUUUGUGAAUACGGGAAAGAAAUUACUACAGAUAAAGCUAAAGGCAGCUAAUCACUCACUCCUGUUGUUACCACCAUACAAAUAUAGUCAUCUUGAAGAAGAUUGUGAAAGUGUGAGGGGCACUCAGGAUUUAGGUUGCAUGUACAAGGCUUUGUAACAGAGCAAAUCACUCUCUGAGUGGUGUCAAGCUGAAGUGGGGUGGCCUUUCCAGCUCAGAUGGAUGACUGGCUCACCCCGAGGCUUUUCCUUCCCUUCAGAUGCCUCUUCCUGGCAUGGAUGGCAUGCACCCCAGCCUCUGGCAGCAGAGGGCUCAGUGCAAAGUGCUGCUUUACCCCCUGCUCCCCAUGGAACAGGCUGCAAUGCAGUCAAACCCUGGCCCUGUGCAGGAAAACGGGACGGACAAGAGACUGAAGGGGGCAAUAAACGACACACGGAUUGCUCCUUGAAUUAUGGGAGAGUUCAUUGCUGAAGCUAUGUUUUGUAUUUAAUGAGGCAGGAAGAGAUUAUUUAUUGCUUAAAAAUGGAGGACUGUGUACCACACACUAUGCAAUUUCACUGAGCUGUUCCUGAAGCCCUCUGCAGUUCUCCUUUAAGCUUUUAGGUGUGGUUUUUAAAAGCAUUUUGCUAUUGUUUUAGUUAGAAUACUAAUCUUACUAGGAUAUCUUUCUUAAAAUGCCAAAUGUAAGGUAAAGGGACACUGUCAAGUAUUUUAGGCCAAAAUAUGACAACUCUGCUUAGAAGUGUUCAAAGUAUCUCCAUCCAGACUUGCCUCUGGAUUUCCUCUCUGCUUCCCACUUCUUAACAUUUUGUCAUCCUGUGGCAAAUAUUUGUAAGCUACUGCUUAUAUAACUCUAGUAAGCCAGAUGUUUCCCUGCCAGUCUUUCAGGUAGACAGUCCUGAGGCUGUCUGAACCAUGUGUUUGGGAGGAGGGGAAUAACACCACUGGAUCGAUUUUAUUUAGCAUUUGAGUCGUUGUGGUACCUUUUGUUCAGGUGUUCCUGCCCCAUGAGAGUAGUUGUAUGGAUGAUUGCUCUCUGAAAGAAGACUUAAGAGUGGGAGCCAGAAGCUAUUGAUAAGAAAAGGUUUGCUUCUAACCAAGGAAAAUAUUUAAGAAGGAGGAAAAGUAUCAAAAGAGGAAAUACUCCAACUGGUAAGUGGAGACAGGAGUUCAAAAACAGGAGUCCAAUCGUGUCCCCUAGAACAGGGAGUCUUGUACACCUCCAAGGCUGUGCAGAGAAGACAGUGAAGAACCUCUUACAACCUUCUGUUGGAUUGUCCCAGAUGGUUUAUUACUGGAGCCAUGGAAACCCAACAAAGGAGUUGGCACAAGUGUAGGUUGGUGCUAGAGAUUGUUUCAUUCAAGCACCUUACACCUCCAUUCAUAAAGCACUUGUUCAGUGGCCUGAUAAAUCUGUUUAUGAACAGGUACUCAGGUAUUUGUUGCAUUGGGCGCUUUAUUAUCCACAGUAAUGCAAUUAAGAGAAGACAAAUAUUUUGAUAGUGAAAUUAGCUGAAGGGGAUGUCAGCCAUGGGACAAAGAGAGUAUUCAUUGUGGUCAGCACAAGCAACUUGGGUGUUUUUUCUGGAUGCUGGAACAAUGAGGGUAAAAUUUGCAGAGGUUUGUGUGAAGGAAAGAACGUUGUUGCUUUAAGAACGUGCCAGUGUUCCUUUACUCAGCUUUGCUUGAUGAGAAAUCACAGAGAUGUAUUGCACAAGAGUGUUGUUACCACGUUACAAAACAGCAAAGCUGCAAAAGCCUGACUUUGCUCCUUUUUUUAAAAUGGCAAUUGCACUAUAGUUUUAAUUAUGCUCAAUCACCAAGGCUGUAACUUGUUCACAAGCAUCUUUUGGUCUUGACUGCCAAAGAAUUCCAAAGCCUGUUCACAUCAAACUUCACGCUCCAGAUUGGGGAAGAAGAGGUUUGUGUGUAGCAGUAUCUGUGCAGUUACAGAGAUGGAGACUGUUGUGUACUGGAAUGUUUCUUGAUGCUUUUUUCUUUUCCCCCUUUUUUAACCUCAGGAAUUACAAAACAAAUAAAAUUCUCUAUCAUUGAGAA
Colius striatus (speckled mousebird) is the source of this 8565-nucleotide messenger RNA. It is a transcript of the gene FYCO1, whose product is annotated as FYVE and coiled-coil domain autophagy adaptor 1. The record is from RefSeq and is a predicted model, not a curated record. Gene Ontology annotation, molecular function: metal ion binding. The transcript has 18 exons. Gene Ontology annotation, biological process: plus-end-directed vesicle transport along microtubule; positive regulation of autophagosome maturation. The coding region runs from base 201 to 4838 and encodes 1545 amino acids. Gene Ontology annotation, cellular component: lysosome; autophagosome; late endosome. NCBI's taxonomy places the organism in Eukaryota, Metazoa, Chordata, Aves, Coliiformes, Coliidae.